Styela clava is the source of this 2478-nucleotide messenger RNA. RefSeq lists its product as uncharacterized. The record is from RefSeq and is a predicted model, not a curated record. NCBI's taxonomy places the organism in Eukaryota, Metazoa, Chordata, Ascidiacea, Stolidobranchia, Styelidae.
AUUUUGUUUUGUGUUUUUUAACAGUUCGGACCAAUUUUCAACACUGUGAUGGAGAAUUAUCCUAUUACAGUUUUACCUUGAUUUAAAAUAGAAAAUAAGCUCCAAUCUGAUAACACAUUGUAUACACAAAGCUUGCAACAAUGGGGAAUAAAGACUCAGACGAGGCUGCAUCCUUAAAAUGGACUUUAUUUUCAACAAUUUUAUAUGGAUUUUGUUCGGGUUCAAUGAAUUUCUUGAACAAAUAUAUUUUAUCUUAUUGGUCUUUUCAUGAGCCUGGGAUAAUCAUGUUCUCACAAAUGGUCUUCUUAUCCUUUGGAUUAUUUGUAUUGAAGUCUGCUGGACGAAUAACACUUGUGGAUUAUACUCCAGAAAAAGCAAGAAUAUUUUUACCUCUGACGGUCAUUUAUUCUGUAAAUUCAAUAAUGUCUUUGUCGGCGUUAACGGGGAUGAACAUUCCAAUGUAUAAUGCAAUUAGAAGAUGUGUGCCAAUAGCCAGCCUUGUAUUAGGAUUUUGUAUGUUAAGAAAACAGAAAACAACAUUCAACAUUGUUAUAUCAAUUUUUAUUAUAACUGCAGGAACAUUCAUAGCUGCCAUAGGCGAUCUUGAUUUCGAUCUGAAAGGAUAUGUAUAUGGGGUAUUAAGUAUCGUAUCACAAGCACUUUAUCUCAUCACUCUUCAGCGAUUGGAUAUGGAACACAAUAUCGGUGCACUGAGCAUAUCAUAUAUAAAUAGCAUCAAUUGUUUACCAGUCAUGGCUUUAAUAGUAAUUUGCACAGGUGAAAUCAACUCUAUAGUUACAUUUGAACAUUGGCACAAUCCUGGAUUCAUAAUUUCAUUCAUUGCGUUAGUUUUAUAUGGAUGCUUAUUUACAUAUUCUAUGUUUCUAUGCACAACUGUUAACUCCGCUCUUACAACUGCAUUAGUAGGAGUGGCUAAAAGUGCAAUUACAACGAUGGUUGGAAUGUAUACAUUUGGUGGUGUGACUGCCACAGCAUUGAUGAUAGUUGGACAAAUUGUAAAUUUAAGUGGAGCUGUUUUGUAUACUUAUGAAAAAUACAGAAUGAAAAUGGCAAGAAAGGAAAAAAUAAAACCUACACUUUCAUCAAAAAUGCUAGAUUUGGGACAUGAUCUUAAAUCUGACUCAGACUUGUUUAAAUUAGUUGAGGUAAGCGUACACAAUCAAAAUUUAAAUGGUGGUAUACCAUCUUCUCACAAUCCUGCACCUUACACUAAGAACGGACAUGUCAAUAUUCAUCAUGAUGUCAAAUUUUCUUGAGAAUAUAUUACCCUCAGCUACAGAUGCACAAAAUAUUAUUUUACGCCUACUUUAAUUUUUAUGGUACUUGAGAAAGUUGUUCAAUUUUAUUAUAAUGGUCCAAGACUAAAUUGCUGCUCUACAAAAAAUUUUUCUAAAUAUUUGAUUUUAAAGUAUAUCAAAUUUUAUUUUGGUACGUCAAUGAUUAAAAAUCAGAAUUUUUGAAUUAUUCAUGCAUAAGCAUCAUUCGUAUCAUGCCUUAUAUGGCAUUGAUCACCAAUAAUCAUGAAAUACUGUGCCAUUUGUAUAUACCUAGUUCAUAUUUUUAUGCUUUUAUGAUAUUGUAGUUGGUGAUGCUAUUGCAGUCCUUAAUUCAUGUAAUUUUAUACUUUAUUCCAUUUUUAAAAACCUUGUGGCUUAUUUAUGUAUAUAUAUAUAGAGCGAGAGAGUGGCAAAACUGGCGACAUGUAUGAUGUUUUUAAAUAUGUUUGAAAUAUUUUGCGCUAUGUUUUAUAUAAUUCUCCUUCAGACUUUGUUGGGUUGAAAGGUAAUAUAUAAUUGUGUGAUAAGAUAAGGCGCUCCCACAGACAAGACAUUGUAUUCUUAUUUCAAUCCAUUUUCAUUAUCUUCUCUAUCACUACAAAAGAAGCUUAAAUUGAAGCAAACUUUUAUGUCGCACGGUUCUGGCCUUCCAACAUUUUAAACUUUAUGCUCUAAUAUGUUUUUGCACUUACCUUGCUUUCUUCCCUUUUCUUUUGUCCCUGUGUCUGGAAUAUUGUAUUCAUUAUGUCAAGUCCUGAUUUUGCUAUUUGUUGGUGUGCCAGACACUGGGACAAUAAUGCUCCAUCCAUUAUCAGCUGUAAAUAACCAUGGUAAUUGGUAAACCUUCUCUUUGAUAUUCCAAACUAUUCAUUUUACCAGUUCUGAGGUCAAUAUAACCUCCAAAACAAGCUCAUAUUGCAGUGUGUUCAUCAUUACAUGAUAUGCCCAUAUUUCUGGAAUCAUAGCACUUCAAUUUAGUAUAUUUAUUAUUAGAUAUCACUGUAUAUCAUACAUAACACCAUACCAUUUUUUGUGGAUCUGAUGUUGCAUUUCACCUGACCCUAGUCAGUGUAACCAAAUAUUGAAUUCUCCAAGUCAAACCGAAUCUAGAUAUGAAACUAUAUUGUGAAGAAUUUCAUACUGUCAUUUAGCCUUCGCUUGAAUAAAUAUUAAAUAGGCA